This is a messenger RNA of Fusarium poae, 867 nucleotides long. RefSeq lists its product as uncharacterized. The transcript is spliced from 4 exons. Bases 1 to 867 code for a protein of 288 amino acids. NCBI's taxonomy places the organism in Eukaryota, Fungi, Ascomycota, Sordariomycetes, Hypocreales, Nectriaceae. Gene Ontology annotation, molecular function: protein binding. The record is from RefSeq and is a predicted model, not a curated record.
AUGCGACCACGCAAUAAAUGCGAAUGCAAGGUUCCGCAUCUCAUGGCCGUCGAUGAUUUAUACAUGUUGCAGGAGGCCGACCAUCUUGACGGACAGAAGGAGCCCCAGAAGAACAGACCUCACUGCCUACCAACCCUGGCUCAUUUCACGAUGGAAACGCCAGGACUUGACCAGUUUCUUGUGUCUUUGAAAGAGUACUACAACACGAGCGAUCUAUCUGAUGCUGUUAUCACUUGCGAAGAUAAAGUUUUCAAAAUCCACAGGAUUGUCCUGUCAGCGCAUUCCAAGUACUUUGCGAAACAACUAAACGGCAAUUGGAAGGAAACAUCUGAAAGGAAAGUCGAGAUCAAAGACUUCGAUCCCAGUGUUGUGGAAGCCAUGCUGUGCUUCGUCUAUUCCUUCGACUACAGAAACACCUGUGGUACCUCUUCUAUGAUAUUCGACGCUCAGGUCUAUCAAAUCGCCGACAAAUACGACAUUCCGGCGCUCAAAGCUCAUUCGAAAGAGAAAUUCGCGUCAGCUGUUGCUGCUGGUUGGAAUAUGGACGAUUUCCCACUUUCUGUCAGCGUGGUCUAUGACUCUACGCCCCAAGAAGACAGGGGACUUCGUGACUUGGCGGUGGAGAUCUCUCGAAAGAACAUUGAUACACUGCUCGGACGCGACGGCUUCUGUGAACUCCUCAGAAAGACUGCUGACUUUGCCGCUGAUUUGAUUCCUUUCUUGUGUGGUGGACCUUCCUGCGGCAUGCGCUACAAAUGCCCUUCAUGUGCCCACAAGUUUCACGGAGAUUAUAAUAAAGGUAGUUUUUACUGCCCAAAAUGCGCCGAAAGGUAUUCAGACUGGGUCUCAUACCAGACACAGGAUUAA